CUAUAUAACAUUGUUUCUCAUAGACAACUCCAACUUCCAAUUUCCACAUUCUCAUUACAUAGACAAGCUUUGAGGAAAAUGUAUUUCAGUUUAUUCACUGUAUUGAAAUGGAAUUGACCCUAAACCUGGUGCGAAAUCACUUUCUUAAAGGCCCAGUCCAACAGGACCUUGGCCCUGGCUGCUGCUGCCCCCUAGUGGUAGGAUGUGAGACGUGGGAAUAGACUCGUCCCAAUCUCUCUCUCCUCCCGACAAGUUUAAAAACAUUGGAUUGGUUUAGGCAUAGGCCAUGGAACAAGUUUCCAUACCUGGCAUUUUCUUUACAAUUUUAAAUUUUAUUUCACCUUUAUUUAAACCAGGUAGGCCAGUUGAGAACAAGUUCAAAUUUACAACUGCGACUUGGCCAAGAUAAAGCAAAGCAGUGCGACACAAACAACAACACAGAGUUACACAUGGAAUAAAUAAACAUACAGUCAAUAACACAAUAGAAAAUGUCUAUAUACAGUGUGCGCAAAUGAGGUAUUCAAGAAGGGAAGUGAACAAGUGCACACUACAGGAGAAGGGAGAUAUUGGCACUCAAACUGUGGCAUAAUCCACAUAUCUACCUCCAUUCCUAACAUCAUUACACUGCGACAUUUAUGACAAUUACAAAAUGCAUUCAUGUGAUUGAAUGUGGCAGAAAAGUAGUUUAAAAGCAUUUCUGUUGUGAAAUGUUAACUAAAAAGGUAGACUCAGCAAUAUGACGUAGAUGCAGAAAGUAAACCGCAUAGUGGGUCAAUUUCAACAACAACUAAGAGUGUUCUUCUCUGCUGUUCUGUUGCCCUGGAUACCAACCUUUAAACAGCGUGAUGCGAACCUGUGCACAUGCACAGAUACUGUGUGUGACUGCGAAGUGUUGCAUCUCGUUGAUCUCAAUAUCUCCGGUCCGUGGCAUCGUCAUUUUGCGGAGUCUAUCUGGAUGUGUUAUAUUUUUCUUGUGUCAACAUGACAGGUAUAUUCAUUCAUGGCUUGAGCAGGGAGGUCUGGAUUGGACUUCAGCCAUACAGAGGGAGUUUGGGAGUGGGUUGAUGGGACCAGUGCUGUAAAAAGUACCCUAUUUUCAUACUUGAGUAAAAGUAAAGAUACCUUAAUAGAAAAUGACUCAAAUAAAAGUAAUCCAGUAAAAUACUACUUGAGUAAAAGUAAAAAAAAGUAUUUGGUUUUGAAUAUAGUUAAGUAUCAAAAGUAAAUGUAUAAAUAGUGGGUUGAUGGGACACCUCAUCUUAUGGAGUUGUGUUGGAUAUCAAUUUCAAGUUUUAAGCAGUUCGUUUUUAUUUGUAAUUAAACUGGCAUAUCAUAAAUGUAUGUAAUCUAGUGCACUAAAUAUAUAAUAGAAGUUAGCAGGUGUUAUAUUAGUGGUGAAGAAUACAUGUACACCAUUGUGUAAUGUAUUGUAGUGAAUGUGGGGACUAGUCCCAGCGACUGUCAACCCAACACCUUAGUAGUUACACCAGGAGAUAUGAAACCUUUGAGGUUGCUAGGUGUUGGGUUAAGGUCACUACAGUAUAAACUCAGUCUAGACCAGGUUAUGAGGUUGCUAGGUGUUGGGUUAAGGUCAAUACAGUAUAAACUCAGUAUAGACCAGGUCAUGAGGUUGCGAGGUGUUGGGUUAAGGUCACUACAGUAUAAACUCAGUAUAGACCAGGUUAUGAGGUUGCUAGGUGUUGGGUUAAGGUCACUACAGUAUAAACUCAGUAUAGACCAGGUUAUGAGGUUGCUAGGUGUUGGGUUAAGGUCACUACAGUAUAAACUCAGUAUAGACCAGGUUAUGAGGUUGCUAGGUGGAGGGUUAAGGUCACUACAGUAUAAACUCAGUAUAGACCAGGUUAUGAGGUUGCUAGGUGUUAGGUUAAGGUCACUACAGUAUAAACUCAGUAUAGACCAGGUCAUGAGGUUGCGAGGUGUUGGGUUAAGGUCACUACAGUAUAAAUUCAGUAUAGACCAGGUUAUGAGGUUGCUAGGUGUUGGGUUAAGGUCAAUACAGUAUAAACUCAGUAUAGACCAGGUUAUGAGGUUGCUAGGUGUUGGGUUAAGGUCACUACAGUAUAAACUCAGUAUAGACCAGGUUAUGAGGUUGCUAGGUGUUGGGUUAAGGUCACUACAGUAUAAACUCAGUAUAGACCAGGUUAUGAGGUUGCUAGGUGUUGGGUUAAGGUCACUACAGUAUAAACUCAGUAUAGACCAGGUUAUGAGGUUGCUAGGUGUUGGGUUAAGGUCACUACAGUAUAAACUCAGUAUAGACCAGGUUAUGAGGUUGCUAGGUGUUGGGUUAAGGUCACUACAGUAUAAACUCAGUAUAGACCAGGUUAUGAGGUUGCUAGGUGUUGGGUUAAGGUCAAUACAGUAUAAACUCAGUAUAGACCAGGUUAUGAGGUUGCUAGGUGUUGGGUUAAGGUCACUACAGUAUAAACUCAGUAUAGACCAGGUUAUGAGGUUGCUAGGUGUUGGGUUAAGGUCACUACAGUAUAAACUCACUAUAGACCAGGUUAUGAGGUUGAUAGGUGUUGGGUUAAGGUCACUACAGUAUUAACCAGGUGGUGGGGACUGUCUGGUAAUUAGUCAAAUAUGAUGUUAUUGGUGUAGAAACAGUAAAUGAUCAGUAGGCUGGAUGUAUUAUUUAUAAACAUUAUAUUGUGAAGACAUGUUUAUUUAGUUAAUAGCAUUACACUGGACCAAACCUGUCUGUCUGGCUGUCUGUUGAAUUACACUGGACCAAACCUGUCUGGCUGUCUGUUGAAUUACACUGGACCAAACCUGUCUGGCUGUCUGUUGAAUUACACUGGACCAAACCUGUCUGGCUGUCUGUUGAAUUACACUGGACCAAACCUGUCUGGCUGUCUGUUGAAUUACACUGGACCAAACCUGUCUGGCUGUCUGUUGAAUUACACUGGACCAAACCUGUCUGUCUGUCUGUUGAAUUACACUGGACCAAACCUGUCUGGCUGUCUGUUGAAUUACACUGGACCAAACCUG
Messenger RNA from Oncorhynchus keta (chum salmon), 3009 nucleotides. RefSeq lists its product as uncharacterized. Bases 1496 to 2566 code for a protein of 356 amino acids. NCBI's taxonomy places the organism in Eukaryota, Metazoa, Chordata, Actinopteri, Salmoniformes, Salmonidae. The transcript has 4 exons. The record is from RefSeq and is a predicted model, not a curated record.